AUGGCCAAAAAGAAACAAGCAGUAGCAUCGUCAACAAAAACCUCUCGAGCCUUUGAACAAUUAAAACAAAAGAUUGAAAAAUCGAAAAAGGUGGAAAAUGGAAAGUCCAAGAAGGAACAAUCAUCACUUCAAAUACCCAUCUUGGAAAUUAAUGAUGAUAGUAGUGAAUCAUCUUCGGAAGAAAAUAACAAUACACCAACCGAUGAAAAUUUGAGAAUGGAUUUAACUCUUCAGUGCGGAUCAAAGAGUGAAUAUGAAUUUGUAUGUAAAACUUGUGGAGGUGACCACGAUGAAACUAGGUGUACGAGUAAUUAUUGCCCAAUUUGUUUGAACAAGCAUAAAGUUGAUAAUUGUCCUCACAAGGCUGCUACUGCAAUUGUUUGUGAAUGGUGCUCGAAGAAAGGACACUUGCAAUCCAAAUGUCCAAUGAAACAAUAUAUUAUCACAAAAGAUGACAUUCCUGCCGAUGUUACUUGUUUCGUUUGUGGGGAGAAGGGACAUUUGAAUUGUUCAUCGAGUUACAAAUCAUUUUCGAACAAGAAGUUUUGUUUUAAUUGUGGUCAACAAGGUCACUCUGGCUUGGAUUGUGAAGAUAUUAAAUUUGAUGACAUUAUUUCAACAUGUCUCAAGGAUAGUAAUUACUAUUUAACAUCUAGUGACUCUGCAAUUGCCAAACUCAUGGUUGAAAAAUUAAAAGUCGAAGAAUAUCCAUUGACAAAUUUUGAAGUGAAAGAAAUUGUUGAACAACAUUUUGAAAAUAGAAAAGAAAAACUAGGAGUUCGGGAAUCAAAUUUUAAAAGAUUUAGGGAUCCACUGCUAGAUUUUCAAUGUAGAUUAUUAUAUUAUUUUGAUAAACAAACUAAAGUUAACAAUCAAAAUGAGGAAUCUAUUAGGAAUUUAUUAAAGGAUUUGGGACCAUUCUCAUUGACACGAUCGGAAAAGAUGUUAGUAAUUAAUAGUCCACCAUCAUCACUUGUGGAAAUUCACUCUAUUAUUGAAAAUUGUGAAUCUAGAUAUUCUGAAGAUCAAAUUUUAGAAAUUCUUGAAAUUAUACAAAACAAUAUUGCAUCAGUGACACCUAAAGAGAAGAAAGAAGAAAGGAAGAGGGAAUCUAAAACAGCAGAUGAUAUGAGUACAUGGUAUGAAUUUACAUCAAAAGUAGAUGAAGCUAGAAGAAAGCAAAUUGAAAAGAAAAAACAAGAAAAAACCAAGUUGAAACCUGGUGAUAUUGUUAUGCUUUAAAGAUUUUUACAAUUUUAAACAUUUAUACAAUAAAUUAUGAGAUAAUGU
Molecule: messenger RNA, 1290 nt
Organism: Naegleria gruberi
Lineage: Eukaryota; Heterolobosea; Eutetramitea; Acrasida; Naegleriidae
Exons: 4
Coding region: 1-1242 (413 amino acids)
Biological process (GO): transcription initiation at RNA polymerase III promoter
Cellular component (GO): RNA polymerase III complex
Molecular function (GO): nucleic acid binding; nucleotide binding; zinc ion binding
Source: RefSeq, a predicted model, not a curated record